Messenger RNA from Bufo gargarizans (Asiatic toad), 2024 nucleotides. It is a transcript of the gene ALG2, whose product is annotated as ALG2 alpha-1,3/1,6-mannosyltransferase. The record is from RefSeq and is a predicted model, not a curated record. Gene Ontology annotation, molecular function: alpha-1,3-mannosyltransferase activity; GDP-Man:Man(1)GlcNAc(2)-PP-Dol alpha-1,3-mannosyltransferase activity. The transcript has 3 exons. The coding region runs from base 217 to 1437 and encodes 406 amino acids. Lineage: Eukaryota; Metazoa; Chordata; Amphibia; Anura; Bufonidae.
CCGAGACGUAUCGGCUUCUAGGACACGUCAGCAUUCAUGGCCUGAAACCUUAGCUUGUUGUGAGUCACUGAGUUGCCAGUGACAAUUGUAAAGACUGUCGUGUAGCCUGUAGACCCCAGUAUGUGUGUGUGUGUAUGAAGAGUAGGCCGGUGCCUAUGUAUACUCAUUGCACAGGCUUUUCUGAUUCCGCAGUCCAGCUUAUAUCCUGCUGAUACCAUGGGACCCUCUGUGCUUUUCAUUCAUCCAGAUCUUGGCAUUGGAGGAGCUGAGAGACUUGUUGUUGAUGCGGCACUUGCUCUUAAAUCACGUGGUUGUCAAGUUCAAGUGUGGACAGCUCAUUAUGAUGUAAAUCAUUGUUUCUCCGAGACAUUGGAUUCAGGCAUCCCGAUUAGAUGCUGUGGAGAUUGGCUUCCUCGAAGCAUUUUUGGCAGAUUCCUGGCUCUGUGUGCAUACAUUCGAAUGCUGUUUCUGGCCUUCUACAUAGUCUUUCUUAGUGGAGAACAAUUUGAUGUUGUGUUUUGUGACCAGAUCUCUGCUUGCAUUCCAAUUUUCAAACUGACCAGAGAUAGGAAACGCGUUUUAUUUUAUUGCCAUUUUCCCGACCAGCUACUUACUUCAAGAAUAUCAUUGGUUAAAAAGAUAUAUAGAGCUCCCAUUGAUUGGUUGGAAGAGAAGACCACGGGCAUGGCAGACUGUAUUCUAGUUAAUAGUCAUUUCACUGCACAAAUCUUCAAAGAAACAUUUACAUCUUUAUCUCAUAUGAAACCUGAUGUUUUGUAUCCAUCCUUGAAUGUUAGCAACUUCCAGUCUUGUGCUUUUGAUGGUCUGGCUGGACUUGUACCUACAAAGAGAAAGAUUGUAUUUCUUUCAAUCAACCGAUAUGAGAGAAAGAAAAAUCUUAAACUUGCACUGAAAUCUCUGUCUACUCUUCGUGACAAAGUAAGUUUGCAGGACUGGGAGAAGAUUCAUCUUGUCUUGGCUGGAGGAUAUGAUGAGAGAGUAAGAGAAAAUGUUGAGUAUUAUCAAGAACUAAAUGAGCUGGCAAUCAAGUAUGACAUUUCCAACCAUGUGUCAUUUUUAAGAUCUUUUUCUGAUAAACAAAAACUUAAUCUUCUUCACAACUGCACAUGUAUAUUGUAUACUCCAAGCAAUGAACAUUUUGGAAUUGUCCCUGUAGAAGCUAUGUACAUGUACUGUCCAGUAAUAGCUGUUAACUCAGGUGGUCCCCUUGAAUCUGUUGUCGAUAAUGUCACAGGGUUUUUAUGCGCUCCUACACAUGAAGCUUUUUCUGAUGCAAUGGAGAAGUUUGUUAAAAAUCCUUCACUUAGGACAACAGUGGGAAAAUCUGGGCAUGGAAGAGUUAUGGAAAAGUUUUCUUCUGAAGCUUUCUCAAAUCAGUUGUAUCAUUACAUCUGUAGGCUGGUAGAAUGGAAAUAAAAUGUCUAUAUGAAUAAAUACAUAUUUUUCUACUACUUUAACAGAUUUUUUUGUACUAGAAAAAUGUUAAUAGUUGUUGAGCUUUUUUUGUUUUUAAUUUGACAGUGUGCCUGAAACCUAGCCAACUUGACAUUGGGACUUUACUGAUUAGGGAGAUGAUCUGAAUCUAGAUUUCGGCCUUAUGCCUCAUUCACACAUAUUCUGGUAUGUAUUUUCAUGAGUAAAAGAUAAACAGAAAAAAUAUAAUUGAAAUAUUUCUACCCUUUUCAUAUUUUGGACCUCACAUUCUGCUUUUGGCUUACAAAUAAUGAUGUAAAACACUAAUGAAAACACUGGUGUGAAUGAGGUCUAAUGUAGAAACCAAGCCUUAAAGCAGUAAGGAACCUGUCCAUUAAGUAAAUACACCAGAUGCUCAGAGAUCUGGACCUGUGUAAUAUAUAUACAGGGUGGCUUUCUCCCCAAGGGCAAAAGUACUUUGGUAUUUCAGAGGUUGUUCAUGGAAGAUUGUUUUUUAGUGUGCUGUGUUUAAUAUUUUCUGGUGCACUGUGAGGUCCUUUUGAAAAUAAACAUUCCUUGUUGAUACUUUA